AAGAGAGAUUGUGAGAACGCACGAUGCAGGCUCUUCACUCUGACUGUAUCGCUUUGCUUUAAUCGUUUCAUUGCUGAUAUGGAUUUUCAGCUGUCUGUCGGAUGGAUCGCAGGCUCGGCUGAUUUCUGCAUGAAUGCUGGAGAGAUGUUUGGAUAACCGGGGUCUGUUUUCAUGCUCAUCUUUCUGAAGUGCUUCAGUUAAUUGUCGCGUUCUACAAGGAGUGUUUCAUAGCUUCCCACCUGUGCCACAAGACAAGACAAACUUGAAGACAACCAGUGAAGACAACAGUGAUGGAUCUUAAAGUGGAACCUUUGGAUAUUGACUAUGACCAACCCCCUCCCCUCCAAGUGUUCGCUCAUACCUCGACUCUGCAUGGCAUCUCUCAUAUUUUCUCGUAUGAGAAGAUCACAGCCAAAUGCUGCCUAUGGGUGGUAUUUUUUCUAAGUUCUUUGACCUUCCUCCUGUACGUGUGCAUCGAUCGGAUUCAGUUCUACCUGGAAUACCCCCACGUCACCAAGCUUGACGAGAUCACGACACCCGUGAUGGUCUUCCCUGCGGUAACGAUUUGCAAUCUCAACUCCAUCCGCUUCAGCAGAAUCACACGUAAUGACCUGUACCACGCAGGGGAGCUGCUGGCACUGUUAAACUCAAGAAAUGAGAUUCGGGAUGCUCACCUGGUUGAAGAGAGUGUAAUGGAGGUCCUCAAGAGCAAAGCCGACUUCCGCCAAUUCAAGCCGCGACCCUUCAACAUGUGGGAGUUCUAUAAUAGAACAGGACAUGACAUCAAAGACAUGCUUCUCUCCUGCCAGUUCAGAGGCUGUCCUUGCCGACCGGAAGACUUCAGCGUGGUAUUCACACGUUACGGGAAGUGUUACACCUUUAACUCUGGUAACAGCGGGCCGCCGCUGGUCAGUGUUAAAGGAGGAAUGGGGAACGGUCUGGAGAUAAUGAUGGACAUUCAGCAGGAUGAAUAUUUACCUGUGUGGGGAGAGACAGAUGAGUCGUCAUUUGAGGCAGGAAUCAAAGUUCAGAUCCACAGUCAAGAUGAGCCUCCGUUUAUAGAUCAGCUAGGCUUCGGAGUCGCACCAGGAUUCCAAACGUUUGUUUCCUGUCAAGAGCAGCGACUGAUAUAUCUUCCUGCUCCAUGGGGGAGCUGCAAGUCAAGUUCACCGAGCUCAGAUUACUUUAAAGCAUACAGCAUCAGUGCCUGUCGUACAGACUGCGAGACGCGUUACCUGGUGGAAAACUGCAACUGUCGUAUGGUGCACAUGCCUGGUGAUGCACCAUACUGCACCCCUGUGCUAUAUAAGGAAUGUGCACAUCCAGCGCUUGAUUUCCUCUUUGAAGUGGACAAUGACUACUGCUCAUGCGAGACUCCGUGCAACAUCACUCGCUACAGUAAAGAGCUCUCCUUCGUCAAGAUCCCCAGCAAAGCGUCAGUCAAAUACCUAGCAAAGAAGUACAGCAAAUCGGAGAACUACAUAGCUGAGAAUGUUUUGGUGCUGGACGUGUUCUUUGAAGCUUUAAACUAUGAAACCAUCGAGCAAAGAAAAGCUUAUGAGGUGGCUGGUCUGUUGGGUGAUAUUGGAGGACAGAUGGGGCUUUUCAUUGGCGCUAGUGUUCUUACGAUUUUGGAGCUUUUUGACUACCUUUAUGAGGUAAUGAAAUACCGAUUAUGCCGCUGUUCUGACAAGAAACAUCACAACAACAACAACAGCGAUCAUGGCACUGUACUUAGCCUGGAUGAUGUUAAAUGUCAUGUCAGUAAAUUUCAUUAACAUUCCUGCAAUAUUCCAGCUAUUCGCCUGCCACUCAUUUUCAGAUUACAUUCUACGUUUAGCAGGUCAUAUAUUUUAUGACAUCACAACACCAGCACAGUUUGUCUGUUCUACAGACUGUACUUGCAUCUUCUGGUCAUACUCUCUUUUAGGCUGUAAGAAUUUUUGAAAUGUUUUGUGGUUUUCCAAACAACUGUAUAUGCAGUUAUCGCUAAGGCAGGAAUGUAAGUAACAUAAAAUAUUCAUUAAAUGGUUUAAAUCUUCUGUGUGUCAGGCCUUUACAAUAGAAAUGUGUCUGCCAGCUUGAGGGGUUACUGUAUGUCAUAUUUUAUUAAUUCAGUGCAUUUUAAUGGCUAUGAUAUGGCUGUAAAUGCAUUGUGACAGAAAAUUAAUUGCACGGGCCACGUCUAAGAGGGAACGGCACUUUGCAAAGGCCUGUAAGUGCUUAGAGCUACAGGAUCUAUGAUAUGAGCAUAAUAUAAUCGGCCAGUGUCAGUUCAGAGCAACCACCCACAGAUAUUCCCAGGGGGUGCGUGUGAGCUCGGCAAGACUUUUGUACGCAAUGCCAUGUUUGUUGCAGGCGUAUGCAUGUGCGUGUAUGUGUCCUGUGCAUGUCCGUAGAUGUGUCUGUUAAUGUUGUGUGUCAUUGUUUCUAUUGGCUCUGUGUGUGUAUGUGUGUGUGUUUGUGUGUACAGGUUUUACUAUGGUCCCCACAAGGAUAGUAAAACCUGAGAUCACCUACGUUGUGAGGACCUGCCAGUGGUCCUCACAAGGGAAAUGGCACAUUAAAUUAUGUUUUUUUGAAAAUGUAAAAAUGCAAAAAGUUUUCUGUGAGGGUUAGGUUUAGGGGAUAUAAUCUAUAGUUUCUACAGUAUAAAAAUCAUUAUGUCUAUGGAGGGUCCUCAUAAGGAUAGCUAAACCAACGUGUGUGUGUGUGUGUGUGUGUGUGUGUGUGUGUGUGUGUGUGUGUGUGUGUGUGAGCUUGACUUGCGCAUGCAUGGAUGUGUAUGUCUGUUUGUAAAUGUCUUUGUGCAUGUAUAUAUUACACGUGAUAAUCACUAGAAUGGAUGAGGAAAAGUUAUAGUGACAGGAUGUUUGGUAGUUUUAAAAUGGGAAAUUAUGUAUUUUGUAAGUCUGUGAUGCACAUGAAAUGUGUCGAAUGCCAGCUGAUAGAAUGUAUAGUUUUCUUAAUUUUGCUGUAGUGUUUAUGGCAAUUUUUCAAUUUCUGAUUUAAAUUUAUGAGAUACACUACACUAUACUAUACUAAUCUCAUAUACAGCAGACUACUGUCUGAUUUGUUUUCAUUAAGAACCAAUAUUCUAUAUUUAAGUUAAAUGUUUGUCAAAGAGCAAGAGUAUUAAAUGUACUAAUAACAUUGUUCAAUUGGUACAUUUCUGUAUUCUUUUGAUGUUUAUCAUGUGGCUGUAAUAAAAUAUUAUUUUUAUAUGUAUAAACAUGCUUACUUACUCUUAACUGUCCUUUGUGCAUCCAUCAGUUGUAAUGGUAUAAUUAUGUAAAGAUCAAACCUUUUCCUGCAAAAAAAUAAAUAAAUAAAAAUAAAAUAUAAUUGA
Myxocyprinus asiaticus (Chinese sucker) is the source of this 3349-nucleotide messenger RNA. It is a transcript of the gene asic1a, whose product is annotated as acid-sensing (proton-gated) ion channel 1a. Lineage: Eukaryota; Metazoa; Chordata; Actinopteri; Cypriniformes; Catostomidae. Gene Ontology annotation, biological process: sodium ion transmembrane transport. The transcript is spliced from 11 exons. Gene Ontology annotation, cellular component: membrane. The record is from RefSeq and is a predicted model, not a curated record. The coding region runs from base 291 to 1778 and encodes 495 amino acids.